Messenger RNA from Haliotis rubra (blacklip abalone), 3685 nucleotides. RefSeq names its product vesicular acetylcholine transporter-like. Gene Ontology annotation, biological process: chemical synaptic transmission; transmembrane transport. The record is from RefSeq and is a predicted model, not a curated record. Gene Ontology annotation, cellular component: terminal bouton; AP-1 adaptor complex; AP-2 adaptor complex. NCBI's taxonomy places the organism in Eukaryota, Metazoa, Mollusca, Gastropoda, Lepetellida, Haliotidae. Gene Ontology annotation, molecular function: acetylcholine transmembrane transporter activity. Bases 644 to 2299 code for a protein of 551 amino acids. The transcript has 2 exons.
UCUACUUGUUCCCGUCAGAGGCUAUCUGUGUUUGACUGGAUACAACCUUCCCUCCACAUCUGGAUUUGUAUGUGGGCGGGCAGUUGGUGAGGAGUACGCAUGCUCAACAAUUGAUCGGAGUGGCAAAGAUGCGGACAGGGAUCUAGAUAUCGACAUAAUUAUUUGGAUGGUGGAUUGGCUCCACGGAGCGAGAAGAACAUCGGGAAAGUUUUCAUCGGACUAUUCGCCGGACAAGGGUUCCGUUGCUUUGGAAAAUUCACUCCUUGUAAUAAUCGUUGGAGACUGUCCCGGUGAGUGGUCGUGGAGGCAGGGUUUCUGGCAGGACAAAUCAAUUUAAUCUUUACGUUUUCACGCUACUAAAGACUUUGAGUAACGAUCUUAUGAAUGUUUCAUGGAACUUGUUCUACCAUCCAUAUCAGAGAUAUUCAAUAAUUGGGCGUCAGGAAGGUUAGGUGGAUUGUUGUUUAUCCUUCAACAUCAGUGUGUGAGCCUUGUGAGUAGGAUUACCAGCUCUUCUGACAUGAACCCCAACUGUGUGUAACUUUCGUGUCACGACUGUGCGGCAACUCGGAGUAACUUUAUGUGAUAUUGAAAGUGUGAUCAUAUCUUUGUUCGGGCCGUCAAUUCGAGGAGAGUAGCCAAGAUGGGUUUUGUGCCGCCUGAAUUUACGGAGAAGACCACACAAAUGUGGCAAACUUUCAACAGCAAAGUUCAUGAACCUAAACAUCAACGCAAGCUGAUCUUAGUAACUGUGUGUAUAGCCCUCCUUCUGGAUAACAUGCUGUAUAUGGUGAUUGUACCCAUCAUACCAAUCUAUCUUAGGGACCUACGAGGAGACCCUCCGCCAGUAAAAGCAACCAAUUACACCUAUUAUUACGUUCAGCUCUCCACACCAGUGACCCUGGCAAACGGCACAAUGUAUAACGUCACGGAACAGAGGAAACGCCUCAUCAACCUUCCCCCACCCCCAAUAACAUACGGGAAUGAGGGUGGGGCCAUAGGCGUUCUGUUUGCUUCUAAGGCUAUUCUACAGCUCAUGGUGAACCCGUUCACGGGUGGUCUCAUAGACAGAAUUGGCUAUGAUAUACCAAUGAUGAUAGGACUUGUGAUAAUGUUCUUUUCCACGUCAGUUUUUGCGUUCGGGAAGAGUUACUGGGUGUUGUUUUUUGCUAGAAGUCUUCAAGGAAUUGGUUCUGCGUUUGCCGACACUUCAGGACUUGCUAUGAUUGCAGAUCGUUUUACUGAAGAAAAUGAACGUACCAAAGCUCUUGGAAUAGCCCUGGCAUUUAUAUCAUUCGGGUGUCUCUUUGCACCACCAUUCGGAGGAAUUCUUUAUGAAUUUGCUGGAAAGUUAGUCCCAUUUCUAGUUCUGGCAACCGUGUGUUUAAUAGACGGAUUUCUCCUCCUGCUUGUAAUGAAACCAGUGAGACUUGAACGAGCACUGAUCCCCCGAGAGGAGCGCCCAAAAGGUACCCCUAUUCACUACCUACUCCUGGACCCUUACAUCGCAACUGUUGCUGGCGCUCUGGCUAUGUCCAACGUCUCUUUGGCCUUCCUUGAACCAACGAUAUCUCUGUGGAUGAAAGACACACUUGGGGCUGACGAAUGGGAGAUCGGCUUUGUAUGGCUACCUGCGUUUAUUCCACAUAUUUGCGGUGUCUACCUGACCGUCAAGCUGGCCCGGACCUACCCUCAUUACCAGUGGUUGAUGGCCGCCGUCGGCCUUGCCCUUGAAGGACUGUUCUGUCUCUGCAUCCCGUUCGCAAAAGCGUUCGCCGUCGUCAUCGUCCCAAUAAUGGGAAUCUGUUUUGGAAUCGCUCUCGUCGACACUGCAUUAUUACCAUCUCUCGGCUACCUGGUUGACGUCCGCCAUGUCUCAGUGUACGGGAGCGUGUAUGCUAUAGCUGAUAUUUCCUAUUCCCUGGCCUAUGCUUUUGGACCAAUUGUCGCUGGCUCCAUUGUUCACGCUAUCGGCUUCGUCUGGCUCAACGUCGCCAUUUUCAUGAGCAACGUCCUCUACGCCCCUAUACUGGCGUCCCUCCGCAACAUCUACAAGUACAAACCUUUCGAAAACGAAUCGGAUAUCCUGGUUGAUGAUCCCCCGAGCAAGCAGUACCAUACCUACAUGCAAAAUGGCGGUAUUGACGGUAAGCCGACACAGUUGAACGGUGACGCUAUGAAUCACCUGGAAGUCAACAAGAAGCCCCCUCAGUACAGCGGCGAAAUAGAUUGCUACCCUCCCCAACACGAGGCUGACUACCUGUACACGAACAACUCAUCGUCUUACUACCAACGCUGAUAUGGCCACUUUAACCUGAAAGUAAACGUUCCCUAAAACGUUACCAGUGGGAAUAUUCCUCUUCUAAACAAAUCUGUUCAGCUAACAUACUUUAGAUAAUAUGUAUUCCUAGUGAAUAAGGACACAAGCAAACUGUGCUCAGACUGCCCUUACAGCGGUGUGCUUCAUGAAGCCAACAAACACUUCUAUGUCAAUAUCUGAUUGACACACCCUGUGUUCUUAUUCAGUAGACUGACUCUGGCGACAUUCACUGAUGUCCAUUACAUGUCAAUGUCAGACUGACAUCUGCAACAAGGCAUGUACAAACAGUGUUCCUUAACAGCGAGCAACUGUAGAACUCUUCUCAGGAGAACUGUAGUGUAGCUGAUAGAACUAGCAGUUGUUUUACACGAACAACGUGAAGGAAUAACAGUGAUUCUAUUUCAUCAACAUAUCACUAUGUAGAUAUUGCGUCAACUUUUGACACGUCAGUAUACGUACAAAAUAUAAAAUAAAUAGGAUUUGCUUGUAGAAAUCUGUUCUUAAAAAUGAUGUUGAUACGAAUGAUUGACUACAAAUGUUACCGACACAUAUAUAAGAUAGGUGCAGUAUAUUGUGUACAGAGUACUGGUUGUGAACUGGGUAUUUCUCGUCAAAAUCUGUAGUUAUGUUUAGUUGUAAUGGUGAUAAUCUGAAACAUUUGGGAGACAAAUAUUCAUCUUACAUACUUUUAAGGAUGCGUUGUCUAGUUAUUGGGCUUAGACCAAUGUUUUUGUUAUUUUUGUCACAUCUCUUAAACAGUAAUUGUCAAUCUUUCCUUAAUAGCAAAACAAUUUCAAAAUUUGAAAACUAGUGUAGACUUUCGAAUUUUAAUCCAUUUUCUACAAUGAGAAGUAUUUUACGGCAAAUGAGUAGAUCCAGAUCUUUCUAAUAGAUUCAAGCAUGUUCUCAUUAAUAUUUUAUUCAAAUGAAGAUAGUGCUAUUCGCAUAGAGGACAUGGUGUUUGGGAAAAGUUGUUGGAUUGUAGCAAGUUGGUGACUGGUUGUCCGUCCACAGUUGCAGUAGGUAAGCUUUUAAAUACUUUGUUCAAGUUUAAAAUACUUAUUUAAAAUUAUCACUGUUGAAAGUUUGUAAAUACUGCGAUGUUUCGAUGUUGAUGUUAACCUACAGCUCACGUAUAUAAUGAAACACAUCCACAUAGUGUGAUAAGCAUAGGAUGAUAGAUUGUAGAUACAUUUCUUCAUUUUUUUCACUUGAAAUUGUUGACAUGUGUGGGUGUUAUGUGGUUUACAUUGUUAGCAGAUACUAAGUUAUGAUCACAUGUGUAUGAUGCUGUAGAUGAAUCAACACAUAUGAGAUGAACACAUCUUAAUAUGGAAGUGCAAUAAACAUCUGUAAUGAACAGAG